Pseudozyma hubeiensis SY62 is the source of this 4251-nucleotide messenger RNA. RefSeq lists its product as hypothetical. The record is from RefSeq and is a predicted model, not a curated record. Lineage: Eukaryota; Fungi; Basidiomycota; Ustilaginomycetes; Ustilaginales; Ustilaginaceae. The transcript has a single exon. Bases 1 to 4251 code for a protein of 1416 amino acids.
AUGCCUCCGGAACCCAUCGCCUUCGACAGCUCGGAUGAGGACGAGAAGAGGUAUCCCCUCUAUACCGUCAAGCGUCUGCUUUCGCGACCGAUCGCUUCCGACUCGGAGAUUGACGAGCUCGAAUCUGACGCCGACGACGACCCGAAUCCGGCACCACCAGUCCGUCGCAAGCCUCCUUCUCCCAAGAAGUCGAGCUCAGCUUCGCAAGAUCCCACCGCUCGCAAGAAACGCCGUGAGCAAAAGCGACGAAAGAAGGAGGAACACGAGGAGCGCAAACGACGAAAAGCAGAGAAGAAACAAGCGCUCGCUGCCCGUGCAGAGAGACAGAACGGACAUCGCGAUGGCUCUGCCCGCUCUCGUGCUACACAGUCUCCUCAGGAUCCGUCUUCGUCGACGGUACCUUCCACAUCAAAGAGUCGAGCUAAUGGAGUGCAAGCUUCGAAAGCCCCCGCAACCAUCGAUGUCGCAUCGGACUCGGACGAGCCUCUUCCAUCGCUCGUUGUACGUCCAUCUCAGACGCAGCCAAGCCUUGAACCAACUCAAGAGUCAAGAACGCAGGCACAGGCUCAGGCGAUGAGCGAAGACGAGGUUGAGCUGAUCGCAUCGCAGUCGGUCGCCCCUCCGACCGCUGAUUCUCAGCCGGCGAGAGCUAGCUCGUUACCCACCGCCAUCGACCUGGAUGACCAAGAGCAACCGUCCCAGCGCUCUGCAUCCGCCGUCCCUCAUGCUGCCGGUGCUUCGGGCCAAGAAACCAAUCCUAUCCAGCUCGACGGCUCGGAUAGCCUGUUGCAGCAUGGAUCCAACGACCAGCGAGACGGAGCCGACGAUGACAUAUCCGAAGUCAGUUCGAUCUGGUACAGCGAAUCGGACGGCCAUGCAACAGACUCGGAACUCUAUACAAGCUCCGAGGGCUCGCUGCAUGAUACGGAUGAGGAAAGGGGGCUGGGAUCGUGGACCCAAAAAGAUCGUGACACAUGGCAGGGUUCAACCUACGAGCUAGACGAGGCGUAUGGCGGCACAUACGACGUCCGUGCUGUGCUUCGCCACCGGCAUAACCCGAGGAGAGGGUUCGCAGAGUACCGCACGGUCUUCGCUGGCUAUCCUAUCCACUCCAGCAUGUGGCUACAGGAGUCGCUCUUCGACGACGAAAGGACGCUCCGCGAGUACUGGGCGCGUCAGGGCGGGCGUCCGGACGACUUUCCGGAAGAUAGGACGAGCUACACAGAGCACAGCUCGGACACCGAGACCGCCGUCAAACGUCGACCUCGACAGCGGGCCCACGAAGCGUUGAGGAAUAAGCGACUCGACAUUCGCCGCGAUAAGAUUCAGUUGCGUCAAUAUUUGAAGUCUCUGGGCGAGGAGCGCAAUCGAGCUCAAAAAGAGGCGGAAGACAGGUACGCGGCGUAUCGGAGGAAAAAGAAUCUUGGCUUGGAGCUACGGCGUGUACACGACAAAGGCUCGACGCGGGGCAACAAGAAGCGCCUGGAGAAGCAACAACAGAAGCGAUGGAGGCGGGACGCGGGAGGUAAUGGCGCAGACGCUGCUGGCUCGUCGCGCUUCAGUGCUACGCACGCAAACCGGGCACUGGCCGACAUCUCAAUGAGGGCGCGCCCUAGCGCCACUUCUGGCAUGAAUAGUGCCCGGAUGCGGGCAUCUCAACUGAACGACAGCAUUCCCGAGAACGACGACAGCCAGAUGACUUUCCGUCGCCCCGGGGGCUCGAGCUUUGCGGGUAACUUCCCUGGCCUCAGCAAAUCGAUGGCGCCGAUGCGUGAGCGUCCAGGCUUCAGCGCCAGCGCCACGCGCCCCACCAUGGCUCCAUUGGGCUCUGCAUCGGCCCUGCCCAGCAGCACGAACUCAGCCUCCCAUACUCAGCCUACCGCACCGCGUCCUGCGCCAGGCAGCUACAAAGGAGCCCAUCGGCGUGAGCCUAAGGUUCAGGUGCAGCCUGACUUCAACAGAUUCCUCAAUCGUCUGCACGGCUCGACCAGCAGCACGUCACAAAGGGCUAACAAUCAAGGCGCCGCGCAGCCAUUGCAAGCCCCGACGGACUCCAAUGGGCAACCCAUCACAUCAGGUCGCAGGCCCUCUGAGGCGAGGCGAUCCAAUCUGUUGGUGCUCAAGCCGGUCGAGGACUUCCAAGGCGCCAGUCGACCUUUUGCUACAGCUCUUUCAAAGGACGCGCAUAGCUCUGCAUCAUCGGAGACGGGUGACCAGGAUACCUUCGGCGUUCCUGAGAUGAGCACGGUUCGGGGUCAAUAUAAUCCUCAUCAGCAGGCUCCGAGUUCUGAUGGGGAAGCGGCACAACGAGCGAAGCAAGGUCCAGCUUCGGCGUUGGCAUCCUCGUCCAAGAGCGCAUCCAUACAGCGAGCUGGUUCGUCGCAGCAAGGCGCACAACGUGUCCGUGUCGAAGAUCCUCGACGUCGUCCGGCACUGGCAGCUUCAGAGACACAAGGAGUGUCCCAGGCAGGAUGGUCGCCGACAGCUGACGACGUUCCGUGGUCGCCACACGAGCGCAACAGUUCCGCAUUGGACACUGGCUCGACGGGUGCUGACUCGCCCGUGCCGGCCAUUCCACCAUCUCCCGCGGACGACAGCUCGACAACAAGAAGUUACGACGGGCAGCAAGCAAAAGCGCCGCAGCACAAGAUUUGGAACGGCUGGUUCGAAUUCGUUGUCGGCCACAAUCGGAUUGAAGCUGAGGGCGAUCUGCUGGCAGCUGAACCGCUAUCUCCUGACCGCAAGCAGACCUUGGGUUUGACGAACCCUGGUGGCACGGCGUACUUCCAUACGUUCCUGCCCUUCGCGUGGAUCCGCGACAUGCUCGCUGGGCACUCGGCUGCUAUCAACGAAGUGAUGCUGCUCAAGGCAAAUGGAGUGGGAGCAAGGUCGUCGUUGGACCAGCUUUCCGAGCAGCUGAAAGACCUCGACGUCGCCCUGCUUGCAUACGCAGGCCAAGAAGCCUUUACCGGAGAUGACAGUGGACGCAAAGACUAUUUCGUCGCCUUUUCGAGCAAGUACGACAUUGACUACGUCUCGGGCCUCCCUCCGUCCCUGCGAAGCGUUCGUGGGCACCCGCACACAUUGUGCACCGUUCCACUGCAGCUGGAACACCAUCCGGCUCCUUCGCUGCCCAUCACCUUUGAGAAACCGCCGGCGCUGGAAGGUUCGAUCGACAACGUCUUUGAGGCGUCCAUCGGCAAAAAGGCUAUCGAGGACCUCAACAUCAGCCGCACCGACAUUCGCAAGGUCAGGCGGGCAGCCCAGCGCUACCGCAUCUCGAAGGAGCUGUACGAGGGCAUCCGCAGCAAGUACAACGUCAUCUUCCUGGGACAAAACCCUCCAGCGUACGAGAAGAGCGUGCUGUACUUUAUGGUGCGCAUCUUUGAAGGCGGUGCACGACUCGGUCUCGAUGCAGAAAAGGACGCCAAGCUCUGGAAAGAUCCGAAGAGGGGCACCAACGUGUUUGUGCGUCGCGCUGCUCUGGAGGGUAUGUUCUUCUUUGACGCCAGCGACAAGGCAUUGUGGCUAGCCCCUUACCUGCGUCGCCUCAAGAGACAGCCGCGCUGCAGGUUCUGGACGUAUGGCUUUGCACCGGACGAUCCGGACGAGCGUGUACGCGAGAUUUUCCCAGGAUGCGAUGGUUUGGUGACCAUCUCAGCCUCGGCCGUCUUGGGGGACUUGGUGCGCUCGAGUGUAGUGGAGACGGACAAUCAGGAGCGAGAGGAAGGGCAGCUCACCCAGAACGACAAGACGCCACCAGACUCGAUCCUUUGCAACAUUGCGUACCAUCUCGCCGACAAUUGGAAGGUGCGGCUUCAUCCAUGGAUCCGCACCUGCUUCAAACUAAUAGCCGACCAUCUCGAGCCUGUCUGCCGCGCACUUCACCUGAUUCAGGAGGACCAGGGAUUUCCAAUGGAGCUGAUGCUGGACCUAGACUCGAAGCUCGAGGCUCUGUAUACGUCGGCGCUCGUCGAGGAGUGGUCAGCCGACGAAAUUAGUGGUCUGCCCUUCGACGAGCCCAGCGAGGUUCCUGACGAACCACAACAAUUGAUCGAGCGCAUCGACAAUGAAGUGCUUGCAUCGCUGCGCAAAUCUCAGUCGAGAACUGUCUCUGACACCCGGUUCCACGUCCUGGUCUCUCAAGGAGCGAAAAUGUCGGAGGAGGAGCUCGCAGGGAUCGAAUUGACGUCCCUCGCUCAAGUGGCAGAGAACCACUGCCGCGAAUUGGCCAACUUGCCCGGCAACUGA